Messenger RNA from Pungitius pungitius (ninespine stickleback), 3671 nucleotides. RefSeq names its product RecQ helicase-like (gene recql). Gene Ontology annotation, cellular component: chromosome; cytoplasm. Bases 320 to 2236 code for a protein of 638 amino acids. Gene Ontology annotation, biological process: double-strand break repair via homologous recombination. Gene Ontology annotation, molecular function: nucleic acid binding; 3'-5' DNA helicase activity; four-way junction helicase activity. The record is from RefSeq and is a predicted model, not a curated record. NCBI's taxonomy places the organism in Eukaryota, Metazoa, Chordata, Actinopteri, Perciformes, Gasterosteidae. The transcript has 15 exons.
CAUUUACGCUUCCGGUUUAUCACCGUGUGGCAUGCAAUAUGGCACCUUUACUCAAACGCCUGACUCUCUGUUUAUAAAUCAAACAUAUGCAUAUGUUUUAUUAUUUAAAUGCAUCAAAUAUCGAGCCACGGAUGAUAAAGUGUGACAAUCCUUCAGCUGGAGGUGGAGGCGUUAGGCAACCCUUCUACUAACCCUUCUACUACGGCAACCCUGAAUCGGAGUCCACAACAAAAAACGGGCAGUGACUGAGCAGCUGAAUGUGAAUCGUAUCAACACAUCAAAUGGUUGGCUCCUUUCGCAACAAAUCAGUUUGAGAAUUAUGGAUGGAUGUGGCAGGACUAAGGAUGCGCAGGCGGAGCUGGAAACUGUGGACGCUGAGCUGGAGUUGGUGGAGCUGCAGAUCUCGGAGCUCCUGCAGAAGCAGGCUGAGCUGAGGCGUCGUAAAGAUGCACUGCUACAGCCACCGCAGGAGCCCUGUGAUGCUCCACAGCCGUCAUCCUCAAAAUUAUCUGGAGCGAAUCCAGUACUGAGCAAGCAGGAGAUGCAGCUUUAUGAUGGCACAGAUUUUCCAUGGUUCAAGGAAGUAGAGCAGCACCUAAAGGACACCUUCCGUCUCUCCACGUUCAGAUCUCUGCAGCUCAAGGCCAUCAACCUGACUCUGUCAGGCAGAGAUCUCUUCCUGGUGAUGCCCACAGGAAGAGGAAAAAGCCUUUGUUACCAGCUGCCUGCCCUCUGCUCUAAAGGUUUUACAUUGGUUGUCAGUCCCUUGGUGUCCCUGAUGGAAGAUCAGAUCAUGUACCUGAAGUCCAUCAAUGUGCCAGCAGUCAUGCUGAAUGCAUCCAGUAGCAAGGAUCAUGCCAAGAACGUUUUGGCUGGGAUGAUCGAUCCCAAAGGUCCCUUCAGGCUGCUCUACGUGACUCCAGAGAGGAUCGCUAAGAGUAAGCUGCUCAUGUCUCGUUUGGAGAAGGCGCACAACGCAGACCUCCUGAGUCGGAUUGCUGUGGACGAGGUUCACUGCUGCAGUCAGUGGGGACAUGACUUCAGACCAGAUUUUAAACAGCUGGGCAUCCUGAAGAGGCAGUUCCCCAAAGUCCCCUUGCUAGGACUCACAGCCACAGCAACUAGAAGCGUCCUGGAGGACUGUGAGAAAAUCCUGUGUGUGCCACAGACCGUCACCCUGUCUGCAUCCUUUAACCGGGCCAAUCUCUACUACGAGGUUCGUAUUAAAGACUCUAACUAUGAUGCAUCAAUAAGUGACAUUGCCACUCUGAUCAAGGACCGAUACAAGGAUCAGUCAGGAAUCGUGUAUGUGUUCUCUCAGAAGGAUGCAGAGUAUAUAUCAUCAUCGCUCCAGCAGAAGGACAUUCUGGCCUUUCCCUACCACGCCCACAUGGACCCCGAUGACAAGUCUCGUAUCCACUGCAAAUGGACCAGGAACAAAAUUCAGGUGGUGGUAGCCACAGUGGCAUUCGGCAUGGGCAUCGACAAGCCUGACGUCAGGUUUGUCAUCCACCACACCAUCAGUAAGUCCAUUGAGAACUACUAUCAAGAGAGUGGACGGGCAGGUCGAGACGACAGUCAAGCAGACUGCAUCCUCUACUUUGGCUUCUCUGACAUCUUCAGGAUUAGCACCAUGGUGGUGAUGGAAAACAUUGGUCAGCAGAAGCUGCUACAGAUCGUGGACUACUGCCAAAAUGUUGACAGGUGUCGGCGCUCUCUCAUGGCUGUUCAUUUUGACGAGGUAUGGGAUGAUGAAGGAUGCAACCAGAUGUGUGAUACCUGCCGCCAUGUAAAAGACUUCACCACUGUGGACAUUACCCAGCAUGCAAAGCAGGUGGUGAAGAUAGUGGAGCUGGCAGCGUCAAUGGAUGAGAAGCUGACUCCUUUGAAGCUGGUGGACACAUGGAUGGGCAAAGGCCCAGCAAAGCGCAGGAAGAUGAUCCAGACCAGCACCCUGUGUCGGCUGCAGGCUGAAGCUGUGGUUGUGGCGAUGCUGCUGAAGGGAUACCUCAGAGAUGAUUUCAGCUUCACACCAUACACCACCUACUUCUACAUGAGGCUUGGCAGCAAAGCUCCUCUGCUGAAGAGCCAGACUCACACACUCAGCCUGAGGAUGAGGUCAACUGGGACGGUGUCUGCUGUGGUGAAACCUGUGAGUGGCCGGGGCCAUGCUAAAGAGGGAAAGGGUGGUGUAGAUGGCCCUGUGUCCAAGAGAGUCAAGACAAACAUCCCCUAACCGCCCACCUUGUCUAGAAGACAAGCUGCCAAAGUGCACUCCAUCAUUCUUUACUCUGCUCAUAAUGCUUCUGUUAGCAACGCACGAUACAGGCUCCUACUUAAUGCUUCACUUUUGGAUCAGACGCUCUUGAGUGGUGGAGGAAUCUGUUUAUGGCAUUUAAAUGCUUGUUUUAAUAGAAUAAGCAUGAUGUCAUCAAAUUGUUCCUAACCAGCAGGCUGGGGCGAUAAACAUCGCCUACACCACAAGAUCUUCUGGCUAGUUUCUUCUCGUACUGCUUGGUGUCUGUGAAACGGCUUGAUUAUUGGCUUUUCUUGUUUCCAGAGAAACGAGACAUAUCUGUAGGUCAGAUGGACCAUGUAUUGGAUCAGAAAUCAAAUUUGACAUUUAAUUAUUGCCCAAGCCUAUUGCUCAUGAUCUCUGCUGCUGAUGUUCAUGCGCCCACUAACUGUCACAAACUAGAUUUGUUUUCACUGACUUCAGAGAGUAGAUAUUCUUUAAACACCCCUUUCAGUUAAACCUUGUUCCAAACGCAAAGCCACCACACCACAGGAGGAGACCCUGGGCUGAUUUAGAUGAAGUAGAUGUUCCUUGUCCAGGUCGAGGUCGAUAAGGAAGUCACCAUCACGGUGCUUAGCUCUCCAUUCCAUGCCUCCAUCAUCUCUCAGAGUGCAGCAGAAAAGCUCUGACCUGAGGAUUUACUACAGCAAACAGCUGAGGAGGGCGACCUCUCCAGACUGCCCACAGCCUGUGGAAGUGAGUGGCUGUAGGAAGCUGGUUUACCACUAAAACACCCAGUUUGAAAUUAAUUUUACUGAACAUAGGUGUAAAGACAGCUGCAGGGAUUACAAAUGUAUGUAGGCCAACAAGAGGUCUGCAUCACCUUGGAGCUCUCAAUUCAAAACCAAUGGGAUUCUUCCAUUUCAUGUUGGAUUAUUACAUGAAUUUGUCUCUGUAGAAAACAAGUUCAUGUCUAAGUUUUCUUAGCAAAGAAAUCUUGACAAAUUAGCAUCACUUUAUCUGUAGACUAAACACCCAACAUGUUCAGGCAACACAGUUUACAUAACAAAGUUCUGAUUCAGCAUAACUCAGCCUUAAGAGAACAAACGGACUAAAUGCAUAUGGAUUUGUGUUGAACAAGCUUCUGAAGUCACCAGAACAAGCCAAGCAACCACCAGAGAAAAUACUGUUUUAUUUUUACUGUCAGUUCAUUAUUCUUUAUUAAACUUCUCAUACUAAGUGUUGUGAUGUCAUUAUUAGGGUCCUCACUACGACUAGUCGUAGAGGAACCUAUUCUAUUUCAAGGAAUUAUUAGGGCCCGAGCCGACUGAAAGUCGGGCGAAGCCCUAUUGAAAUUGCACAAAUUCUUAUUCUUUUUUCGCCACUUCAAUCGCACUUUUGGGGCCUUUUUGAUAUUCAAAAACUCUUGAAUUUU